AUGUCUUCAUCUCGCUACCCAGAUAACCGAUAUCCACGCGAUCGCGAUCGCGAGCGGUCGCCAUACAGAGAUAGACGACCUUCCGGCUAUGGCGGUGGCUAUCCCCCAAGAGGGAGCGACUCCACCAGCCGACAACAUCUUGACUCCUCCGCCUUCUCUCCGAGAGACGUUCCUCGCGGCCCUAAGUCACUCGUAGAUGUACCCCGAACCGUUAAUCCAGGGCCCCCAUCUGGCGUUCCCUCUGGUCCCCGCGAUGGGCGUGGAAGGGGAUUCCCGGGACGUGGUGACGGCCCUUCCAAUUCUUUGCGGGAUGCACCUCCUCUCACUGACACCCGAGACCGUUGGCGGGCCGAUCGGGACCGAGAUCGAGAUCGAGAUCGAGAUUUUGAACGGAGGGAUAGGCGUCCUUCUCCCCGUCCACGUUCACCAAUUCGGGAUGUACGUGAUUCAAGGGAUCUUCCUAGAGACCUGGACAUUGGUCGUGCGCGGCGGAAUUCGCGGGAUGGUCCGCCGUCGGCAGGCUCUACCUAUUCAGACCCUCCUCUCGGGAUGUCUUCCUCGUAUCGUGGAAGUGGAAGUGGCAGAGGUCGUGGAACUGGUCGGGAAUUCAAUGUAGAUUCACGAGGCCGUGGGAGAAGUUACCAUGACGACCGCGGCGACCAUUAUGGGCCACGUCCAAGCAUGUAUAGGCCACGAAGUCGCUCACGAGAGCCGCCUUUGCGUAGAGAAAGGGAGAUCCGGGACGAUCGGGAUUUUGAUAGAAGAGAUCGUGAGGAGCGCAGGUUCAGCCGAAGGGAUGACGACCGCCGAGGACACGAUUCGUACAUAGGACCCGGGACCUCUCUCAACACUAAUACACGAUCCACGGAUUCUCGGCACGCGGGUGGAGCGGCCGAUGCUCGGCACAUUCCAGGAACACCAACAGGACCGCUAACUCCACAUUCAGCUCACCAUCCUUCCACCGGUGAUCGGCUAGGGCCUCCGUCCGACUCAUACUCCCGGCGCUCCUCCAUUGCGACGGAGCCUGUGAGUACAAAAGAUCCCCGAAGAGAGUCAGACAGAAACGAUCUUUUAGCGAGUCGUGCUGAAGCAUCAAGAGAAAGGUAUGCCCCACGUGCAUCCUCACCUCCUGCCGCGGUUCCGGCCUUUGGAUUUUCUAAUGUUUGGAGGAACCCUGCCCUUGACGCCAAACCGAUUGCUGCUGCUCAUAUCUCAAAACCUGCCCAACCUGUGCCUCCAGCCCCUGCUCUCUCUACCCCAGCCACAUCAGCACCAGCGAUUCCAACAGCUCCAAAAUCAAUUAUCCCUUCCGGGUUGUCGAUAGUUCCUCCAACCGGACCCAAGGCAGACAGAGUUCCUGAUCGCCAGCAAGUAGAAAUCCAGAAUCAAGAUGCUAGACCCUCGGUUGUCGAACAGGCGCGCAUUGAGAACCCUCAGCGUCCGCCUCCCUCCUCUUCAACACAUUCCAGCACUAAUCCCCCGAUGUCUGAAGGCCUGGAAACAAAAUCACUAUCUCAACUGUCUGCAAAUUCGCCUUCUCUAGGACUGGCCCCUCGAGCCCGUGUUCCGCCAACCGGCCCCCAAGCAGGACCUCGCUCAAAUCCAUCACCAUCCUUUGUCAGACCCCCGCCAGCGCCAUAUCCUUCUCGAGAUGCAUCGCCGGGUGCCAUACCUUCGGGUCCCCGGAACGCCAUGUCAAUGAAUACGUCACCUAAAAGCAUUCCUGUGAGUAUUCCAACCGGCCCCAAAGCGGAUAGAACACCAUCUAUGGCACCUCGACCGUCCAUGUAUGCAUCACUCGACCGCCCUCCAUUCUCAGCCCCAAGGAUGCCAAUCGGGGGGGGGGCGCCAAAGAGUAAUCAGUGGGUGAGGCCCGGUCUUGUCAACCGUGUGGCAAGCAUUCCCACAAAGCGCGAUUUUCCGAGUGAAGAUCGCGAGCGACCAUUUGGCGCCACCCUUAAAGCACCUAAAGUUGAAGGUACUUCCACGGCGGCAGAAUCGCAACGUUUAGAGCAUCAGAAAUUGGGAAUUUCUACAGUGGCUCAAACAAGUGACAAUCGUGGACCAACCAACCGAGCAUCUUCCGAACAACUCCCAAAAAUAUCUUCAUUGAAGAGUCAAUUACUCGAGUCAAGACGCCUAUCCGACGUAUCUAUGCCCGAUGCAUCUCCACCGGCAGUAAAACCGCCCGUGUCUGUAAACUCAUCUGCGCCUGGAGUUAUGGAGGAUUCGGACGAAGAUCUCGAUUUGGAUGAAGCAGAUUUUGCUGAAUCUGAAGCGAAAUACAAUAAGGAGAAGGCUCUACUUGUGUCGAAACGAAUAGACUUGAGAGUCGCCCGCCUGCGUGCUACUUCUCCUUUACAAGAGAUUAUGCUAUUAGCUAGUAUAACCUCGGAUCACUUGCCGCACGACGAGACUCAGGCGCCGGAUCCUGCCGAGGAAGAAAUUCCAAUACCUCCUAUUGCACAAGCGCCACCAGGGAGCACCACGACGGAACUACUUACACCGAAAGCCGAGGAGACAGAAGACAUUACAAUGGAGGAGACCUCACCAGUAUCAGGGAUAGCGCCUGCAACACGAGCGCUUCGUCCGCUUCGUGAACUUUCCAUCGACCGCGAAAGUACUCCAGAUCUCAGUUCUCUUCCUUGGCUUCGGGAUGGUCCUCCGACUCCACUCUCCGAUCUCGAUCAAGAUAGACCAGCUCUAUCAGAGGCAAGCUUGGAAGCGAUCCGGAAUAAGUUGCGAAAUGACUCAGUUCCCUCCAUUUCCCAUAAAGAGGUUCUAAAACAGUAUGCAGAUGCGUACAGGCAAUGGAGACUGCGUAUCCGAGACCUCGACGAAAAUCGGGAACAUGAAGAGCAGGAGAGACCGCAAUCUGCCGAACCGAGUAUGAAGGUCACCACUCCAGACAUUCAGAGUUCUGCUAUUGCAGCAAUGAUGGAAGUGCCACCAGCCACGACAGGCCGUCGAGGUCACUCGGGCAGGUGGGCGACGGAGCUCGACUUUGAACAAGUUCUCAAGGAAUCGUUGAAGACGGCAGAAGAAGAGAGGAUGGGAAAGAAGGAAAAGGGACCAAAGAAAUCCAUCUCGGACCCAGAGAGGGAAGCAACCUUGCCUUUGCAGAUGACAGAGCAGGAAGUCCAGAGGAGGCGAUUCAUCGACACCAACUUCCAGCGAGAACCUGGACAAGGCAUCUUUGUGUAUCAUUAUGAACCACCGGAAGAUGACUUCAGUCAAGAGGAACAUGACAUCAUGGUUCGACACUACAAGGACCAAUAUGCGAAGAAAUGGGGCAAGUUGGCCGAAAUGUUGCAUAAAGAGGCAGGAACAAGCCGCACCUACAAGGAUUGUAUCAACCAUUAUUAUAAGUCGAAAUGGAAUAAGGAAUACAAAGGGAAAGUCAAACGAGGACGUGGUGCAAGGCGAGCUCGAGGUGGAGGUGCGGCACGCGGACGAAUAGCUGCCACCGCAAAUGCAGAGCGACCAGAAGCAUACGGCGAGGAUGGUCCGCCGCCUUUGGCUCUUACUGAUAGUGGACGGCCACGACGACAGGCUGCGCCAACAUUUGGCGCAGAGUCUGAACUUGACGCAAACACACCUGUUCCCACCCCAGGGCGACCUCGUCGACAGACCGAUGCUGACGGUGCACCAGAGAAGGGGGGUCGGCGCGGUAAAGCUGGGAAAGAAAAGGGAGGGCGGAAGCCAAAAAACCAGCCUCUUGCUGCCGCUCCGGCUGAAUCCCCCAUGAAAAUAGACCGCAAAGAACGCGCACUAGGAGUAAAGAUGGAGGACGAGUUUAGCAAACGCACACUUGGUGAGUUGACUUUGCCCAUCGGGCAGCCUAGCUCUAUGGAGGAUCCAAUGUCUCUCCAAGGAGACACACACUUGCAUCCUGCGUUGAGCACUGGAAGCUCUACAAUGAUAGAGCGACCAAAGGCUCACGCAAAUGCAAGAUUAGGACCUUCUAGCUACUGGUCUGUAGCGGAGUCAACAGACUUCAAGAAGAAUGUCGCACACUUUGGGACAGACUGGGCAGCGAUUGCAAACUAUAUGGGUACGAAGACACAAACUAUGGUGAAGAAUCAGUACCUGCGCUUAGUUGAGAGCGGAACAGCCCCUGAAUUGGCAAGAUUAGCUAACGAGGCAGACCAAAAAAGGGAACGGGGCGAGGACCUCGGGCCGCCGCCAACGCCAACACCAGCCCAGAAGAGACGUUAUGAGAGUUCCACAACUGCUCCACGGCCCCUGGCACCAACACCCGAAGUGACUGAAUUGCUCAACUCUCCGGCUACCCAGGCCGUCAUACCCCCGAAGUCGUCUCCUCCAAAUAUCACCUCCUCGAGGUUUUCUGCUAUUAUCCAGGCUCCACAGGUGAAGCCAAUUGUUCCAGCUUCCAGCGCUGCCCCUCUCCCGGAGUCACCUAUCGCCCCUGCACCUCCAAUGCAGCAGCAGCAGUCUCCUCAAGCCCAGCCAUCACGAUCCCAACAACAGCAUCAUCACCAUUCCUCGCACUCCCAACAUAAGGCCCAUCCUCACGGCCCUCGGGCCGGCUUCUUCUCGGAUGACUUGCCGCCUCGCUCGGAGAAUCGACCGCCAUCGCAGCCGUCGAUACCGCAACCUCAUCGACCUUUGGCACAACAAUUUCCGCAUCAGCUUCGCCCACAGGAGCAACAGCAUGCGUCACCGUUCCGGCCAUCCAUUCAGCCAGAGCGCGAAGUGCAAUCACGACCAGAACCACAGCAGGAGCAUGAAGGCUCCGGGCGGUUCCCGUUGCAUCAUGCUCGACGUAUCUCCCAAGAUCUUGCCCCUCACAGGCACUUUCAGCCCAACGCCCUGAGUGCAGGGCAAAUCAUGCCGCAAAUGAGUACAAAUUCAGGGGCCGGUUCACCCGAGACACGACCUCUGCCAAUGCAGCAACCUCGACAGCCCGUACAACCAAGCCAGCCCCCUGUAGAUGUUACCAGCCAAGCGCCGAGUGUGGUGGUUGUGGCUCAACAGCUUGCUUCUCGUUCUACGGUCGUGACUCCGCCAGUCAAAGAAGAACAGCGCCAUUAUCCUCUACCUCAGAUACCUCAGAUACCUCAGCCUCAAGCCCCCCCUCAGCUUCAGGCUCAACCUCAGAAUUAUUCCCAACUGCCUCAACCUUCUGUUCAACCUCCACCGCAGCCGGUUGUCUCGAAACCUACCACUGAACCAAAAAUAUCCAGCCUGUUGUCCUUACUAAACGACCCUGAGCCCGAGGAGCCAAGACGUAAGAAGCCUAGCGAACAGAGCAUACCUUCACACACUCCAACGCCCCAACAGCAGGCCCCAAUUGCCCCUCCCCCACCUAACCCCCAGACAUUACCUCAACGCCGCGAAGGUUUCGGUGAUCUCGGUACCACUCAAUUACCCUACAGCCGGUCUUCCUUCGCCCAACAAGCCUCACAGUCCCAAGCUUCCACGGGCCGAACCAUGGUUGAUCUCACAAACGAACAGCCACCAAACAGACAACAUCCACGGGAUAGCUGGCAGCAACGACAAUCAUAUCAUCCAAGUCAAAGCCAAGCACAACAGACUCAGUCACUUAAUUCUCCUCACAUGACAUUAGCUCAACCGAACUUGAGUCUCAGCAAUCAUCGGGCUGUCCUCGCCCAACACAAUGCCCCUCGACACAAUCCUUCGCCACCUCCCCAUAAUGCAUAUCAUUCACCCCAUGCGCACUCGCGGACCCCCAGUUUGACACAGCCACCUCAACAGCAACCCCGCCAUGGCAUCAGCAGCUCAGCUUCAAUGCAGGCUGCGGCCGGUGCCACCCAAAUCCUGCAGCCGAACCCGUAUGCUCAGGUUGACCCACCAGGGACCGGCUCUCAACCCACAGGACCAGUUGGUAUGCGACCCAGCCCUCAUCUCCAUACUACCCAUGCCGUGCAGCACCGGGAAAGCCAAGGCCGAAAUGAGCAGACCCAAAGUCAUAAUGGCAGCCUCUCUUAUUCCAACCCUCAGACACCGAUUGACCGUCACCCUUCACACCCACAUAUGCGAACUGGAGGUCUUCCCGAGCCGUAUCGCCCCCGUGAAAAUGACUUUGACGCGCGGAACCGUGAACGAGACGUCUCCCGGGAACUCUCUCAUAGAGCCGAGUUGAUGAUGAGGCAAGAGCGCGAACGAGACUCUAUCCUAUCAAACCCCCAGCUACGUUCGGCUGCCCCACAGUCUACGCUCCAGGACCUUAGAUACCAGCCUCAAACUCAACAGGAUCGAGGAUAUCCUACUCAGCGUUCUCACACUCCACUUUCGAGAGCUGACCAUGUACAACAUCCUUCUCUACAGCAUCACCCCCAUUCUCUGCUUGUCGACAACAAUCAUGUUCUGAUAGGACAACGUCUACAAGAGGAUCCAACGCCGCCACCGCAUCGAAUGCGUGAGGCAUACCCUCCUCGAGAUGAACGUGAUCGCUUCACAGAUCGCAUUCGAGAAGAGCAGGCGCAACAGCAAGCCAGGAUAAGGAGCGAUGAGUAUCUUGUCAGAGAACGUGAUGCGAGGUUCCGCGAGGAUCUUCUAAGAAGAGACAGAGAUGCUAUAAUGCAAGGCCCAAUCCCACCAUCUGGACCAGGCCUCAGCCAGCAGGGGCAAGGCCAACGACAGCCCCCAGGCCGUGCGUCCCCCGGGUCAAUGGGGUUCACGAUAAUUUUAAUCUCAAGUCUCCCAACUUUUUCGACGGAUACACCUACAACCUUCACCCACGUUUCCUUUAUUUCCGACCUCGUCAUCGAUUCCGGCUCGGCGUUUCGGACUUUUCACGAAGUGUUGAAUCGUUUUCUGCUUGAUGGAUGGAGUUUGCAUGCAUGUAAAAAGUUGGAGCAGCACCCGCUGCAACUUCAACCACGACCUGAAUGCUUCACUGGCGAUAUGUGGAUACGGCAUGAUCCAUGGCGUUUGGGUGCUCUCUUUCAUUGGCGGUGCUUUUUGUUUGUUGUUAGGGACGGCUGGGUGGAUGAUUGUAGUGAAGUGUUAGGGCAUUGCUUGAGUACAAAAGAAACUUUUGUGUCUUCUGUGGCUGCGAUGGGCUACCGCAUGCUAUAUCCAUAG
Molecule: messenger RNA, 7071 nt
Organism: Lindgomyces ingoldianus
Lineage: Eukaryota; Fungi; Ascomycota; Dothideomycetes; Pleosporales; Lindgomycetaceae
Exons: 5
Coding region: 1-7071 (2356 amino acids)
Source: RefSeq, a predicted model, not a curated record